This is a messenger RNA of Gaeumannomyces tritici R3-111a-1, 603 nucleotides long. RefSeq lists its product as hypothetical. Bases 1 to 603 code for a protein of 200 amino acids. NCBI's taxonomy places the organism in Eukaryota, Fungi, Ascomycota, Sordariomycetes, Magnaporthales, Magnaporthaceae. The transcript is spliced from 4 exons. The record is from RefSeq and is a predicted model, not a curated record.
AUGGACUCUAACCGCCACGCCUCUCUGGAGGGCAUUGGCGCAUGGGCAGGCAUUGAUCCGGUUACAGCCUGGUGUGACGUAUCCCAGCGCCUUCCACAUACCCGGCCCACCCAGGACAUUUGCUCCUCAGCCCAUCGUCACUACAGCAUCACCCUGAUGCAAUAUCUCAACCAACCCGAGCGGCAGGAGCUGAUAAUGCUCACUUCACUGCCAAAGGACCAGAAAGCCCGCGGGCCCGCCGUCAAGGAUCGCCGCUGGGCCAGCAACGCGGAGAUGGUAAGAGUUGCAGACGCUCCGCCACACUCGCCAGGCAGACCACCCGCAGCAUCGAGUGCCACCGAACGGGGAGAACUGUGCUCGACAUAUGGCGGUGCUUCCACAACAACUCUCAAGCAUCCGGCUCCCUCAUCCCAGGAUCCGAUUUCUGAAUCUGCUACGGCGACGGCAGUUGCCGGAGAGGCCGAGGAUAUAGGGGAGAGACUCCGGGCAGCUCGCGCGGCUCAAGAGCAUGGAAGGCCCAGAACGGUGAGGCGCUUGCGCUUCUGCCGGGUGGUGCUCAAGAUAUGGGGGUUUAGCCCCUUUUUCGAGGAUGAGGUGUUGUAG